Messenger RNA from Oreochromis aureus, 2397 nucleotides. RefSeq names its product interferon-induced protein 44-like. Bases 50 to 913 code for a protein of 287 amino acids. The record is from RefSeq and is a predicted model, not a curated record. NCBI's taxonomy places the organism in Eukaryota, Metazoa, Chordata, Actinopteri, Cichliformes, Cichlidae. The transcript is spliced from 8 exons.
GUGAAAUUUUAAAGACAAAAGAAAACAAUAUUAGACUCUCUUUGUAGCAAUGGGAGCACAAAAGUCUCGACCUGUAAACACUCCAACGACUUUAAGUGAAGAAUGGAGGAAAAUGCAGUGGACUGGCAAAACCAAUGAUCUCCAGUUCAUAAAUAAUUACCAGCCUCAUAACUCUGAGCUCCAGCACCUCAGAAUUCUUCUUCAUGGACCCAUUGGUGCCGGCAAGUCCAGCUUCAUCAACUCAGUUGACACUCUUUUACAAGGCAGAAUGGCCGCAAAUGCUUUGGCAGAUGCAAUUUCUGGAAAGAGCUUCACUACAACAUAUGAAACUUUCAAAAUCCAAAAAGGAGGACCAGGAACUUUUUAUCCUUUUGCCUUCACUGACAUCAUGGGCCUUGAGAAGGACAGAGGAGUUAAGGUGGAAGACAUCAUACUGGCCAUGAAGGGGCACGUGAAGGAUGGUUACAAGUUCAAUCCUCAAUCUUCGUUAUCUGAACAUGAUCAUGACUACAACAAGGAGCCCACUCUAAAUGACAAAGUUCAUGUUUUAGUGUGUGUGAUCGAUGCCAACAAAAUAAAACUUAUGAGUGAUGAUAUAAUAAAACAGAUGAGGGAUGUCAGACUUGCAGCCAGGGACAUGGGAAUUCCCCAAAUGGCAAUUCUCACCAAAAUUGAUGAAGCCUGUCCAGAAGUCAAAAAAAAUAUAAGAAAUGUGUAUAAGAGCACCUGGUUGAAGGAACAGAUGGAGACAGUCAGUGUGACAUCGGGUAUUCCACUGAACUGCAUCUUACCUGUCAAGAACUACCACUCUGAGAUCCAAACAGAUGAUGGCGUCAACACACUGAUACUGGCUGCUCUGAAGCAGAUGAUCGACUUUGGAGAGGACUACGUCAACAAACGGCAGACCUGCUGAACCUUGUUUAUUGUUGUGUUAAAAUGACUUUUGGGUCUGAACAGGAAUGUCAGAGUUAUUCUUUGCAUGCUGAUUUUCAUUUCCUUGGCUAAAGCAUUUACCCUUAGACUAGAAACUCUUCAGGUCUUUUUUGUUUUGUUUUGCUUGAAUGACAAAGUUUCUGUGUUUGCUUUGUAGACUUGGCUUUCAGUUUUUGUGUUUUGCUCUUGUAUCUAUCAACCUUUGAACAGACAUCUAAUUGUGUAAGAAAACUAUACUGCUUUCAUAUUAUACUAGGGUGACCAUAUUUUGAUUUCCAAAAAAGAAAACCCAGUCAUGAGACCUUUAAUAAUACUGUUUGCUUAAAGAAAAAUUUAACAUAUUUAAACGAUGCCUUCUCUGUGCGGUUAAUGGAUGGUGAAACAAAAAUGUCAUAUAGGCUUUUACAAGUCAACAAGGGCAAAAAAAUAACUUGAAAACCUCUGGAAUUAAAUAAUGGUACAGAGAUAAGGCCUCAUCUGUAUAAGAAAAAUUACCAGUACCAGGACGGUACGAGAGAAAUUUCUUUUGCAGUUUGUCUGAAAAGCUGCAGUUGCGCUUUGGCAUCUUUUAAACAUCACCAGGCGUGCUGUCUGUCCCGUUUGUGAGCGCAGAACAACAACUCACAAAGCCGCAGCUCGGGGAUGACGUCACAGAUAUGGGUCCUCUGUAGGAAAACCCGGACGUUUUCAUCAAUCUCGAAAAUCCCCCCAGACACCCCAGAUAGAACGUGCAAAGUGGACAUGUCCCGGGAAAAGAGGAUGGUUGGUCACCCUAUAUUAUAAUUCUUGCAGAUUUUAAUAUGAUUUCUCAUAUUAAGAGAUUAAGAGAUUUCUGUUGUCGUUUUGUUUAAUAAAAACAAAAAUGAAUUUUGCAUCUCCCCUUCUCAAAGAUUAUACACCACUCCAUCAUUUUCCUUCCUGGACACUCAGGACUAGGAACCACUCAAUGGUGAGUGGCUGCUGGCAGUUGCUAGUAUGAAGCUGGUCAGUGCUGGGUUGGAAACCACCUUGCAGAUUGCUAUGGUUGGUGAAGACACCAAGUACUUACUAAGUGGCAGUAAAACUGUGAAAUGCGGAAACAGAUCCUUGCAGGCUGGGUACCCAGUGGCUGUGCUGACAUGGUAAAAUUGUGAUGUGUUGCUGAGAUGUCUUUGUGUCAUUUUCAUGGGAUUCAGGGCCCCAUGAAAACAAUAUCACUUUGGGCCGAGGCAUCCCAGCCCCUAAAAAUAUAACACUGUGCAGACAAUCAUCAAUAAUGAUGAUUAGAUGAUUUAUUUUUUGAUUUUGUGUAAGAUUGGUGAGAUAUGUUCAAGCCAUUUUUUUUUUACAUUUGUUUUUUUUUUAAAUAAUAUUCUUUUAUUCAGUUCAUCAACUCUAUUGUCAGUAAUUUUUAUUAAUUUAUCUUUUUUACAUUUAUUAGCAUCUUACACCAAAAACAAAUAAAAUAUACGAUAAGUUUAUGAA